This is a messenger RNA of Copidosoma floridanum, 4353 nucleotides long. RefSeq names its product Low-density lipoprotein receptor repeat domain-containing protein cueball (gene cue). Gene Ontology annotation, cellular component: plasma membrane. The record is from RefSeq and is a predicted model, not a curated record. Gene Ontology annotation, biological process: canonical Wnt signaling pathway. Lineage: Eukaryota; Metazoa; Arthropoda; Insecta; Hymenoptera; Encyrtidae. Gene Ontology annotation, molecular function: Wnt-protein binding; Wnt receptor activity.
ACGGGACGUACUGACUUUUUGUUUGAGCGCUCGGGUUUUUACGCUAGCAAAACAGGGGGGUUACGAUCAAACUGAUGCGUAUUUCAAUUGAAUGUUGAAAGAAAAAGACAAAUUGUUACUGACGCUAUUUUUUUCUUUUUUUCUUUUUCAUAUAAACAUAGCCGUCGUGUAAUUUUUACUCCAAAGUGUAUACGUGUGCACCCAAGCCGACAAUCCAACCACCGUCCUCGUGUCAACUGCUUGGCUCGAUCUCUCGCUACGUAAUAUAGUGUAGUAGUGCUAAUACAUUUCGACUGGCGGGGGUCACGCAGCUGAAUUUUUUUUUUUUUUUUUUUUUUCAAGCACACUAUUGAAUUAACUAAUUGUUCAAACAAAAUUAGCGACAAAUGAGAGAACAAUGAAUCGCACGAAGGGGACGGUGUAUGCGGCUGCAAUGCUCCUCGUCCUCGUUGUUUUGGGCCUCUUUGGCACUGUCAGUGCCAGGCAGUGGGAUCUGGCAGUGACGAUCGGUAAAGAGAUCGACUUUAUCGCGCGCGAUGGCAAUCUCACUGGCAGCAUGGUAAUCACCAAUACCUCAUCCUUCGUGGCAAUGGCGUACGACGAUGACACCUACACGCUGUUUCUGAGCGACGCCGGCAACAUGGAGCACUCGAUCGUCAGCGUCGAUCUGACCGCCGCUAAAAAUAUCACCGCCAAGCCUUUACUCAAGAGAGAUAAAGACUCCCAAAUCCAGAGUAUGGCGUUCGACGGAGCGUCGCGUACAUUAUUCUGGGCGACCGAAAAGUCUAUAGCAAAAAUGAAACUGCCACUCAACGGUCCGCCCGGCCAGCCGAUCGUAGUACGCGCCUUCGUAACCGAAAGCCUACGAGCCAUUGCCCUCGACGUCUGCAACAGGCAACUGUACUGGGUGAACGGAAACCGGUCGCGGCAGAGUAUAGGGCGUUCGCAGCUAGACGGCAGUAACGCGAUCAUCGUGGCGAACGAGAGCCUUUACGAGACGUCGAGCCUCGCAGUGGACCACUGGAGCGGUCGGCUUUACUGGCUGGACGACGAGGAGGGCAUUCACUAUAAGGUGGAGCAGAGCGAGUUGGACGGCAGCGGGCGUGCCAUCCUCGUGCACGGCAACCACCACCAGCCGAUACACCUAGGUGUCGACAAGGAGCGCGUCUACUGGACGGACUACGUGUCCAACGCGGUCUGGCAGAUCGGCAAAGAGUCGAGGCAGGGCGACGCGCCCCGAAGGUUCUGGAGUUACCUAAAGACCGGCGAACAAGCCGAUUUGACGACCCUCCUCGCGCGCGACAACCUUGGCUCCGGCGUCGACUGCAGGGCGAUGAAGGCCGAGCUCGCAAGGAGGAAGCUGCAGCAGCAAAAAUCCACCGAGUCCAAGAGCCAGAGGUCCCGCGACGAGCUGGACAGGUCCGAGCCGAGCUUUAGCAACCUUACCACAAGCUCGGAGCAGUUGCGUCCCAAGAACGAGUGCUCCGGGCAAGGGGAAUUUGACAAAGUCAUCGGUACCUGCCGCUGCAAGUCUGGAUUCAGUGGCUCGAGGUGCGAGAUCUCGCCGUGCCACAACUACUGCCUGGCCGGUGAGUGCCAAGUGAACAGCCGGGGGUUGCCGAUCUGCUCGUGCGGUGGGUCCAGGAGUGGGUCGAGGUGUGAGAGGGACGCGUGUGAUGGCUACUGUCUGAACAACGGCCAGUGCCUGGUCGAGAACGGCAAGCCCAGCUGUGAGUGCAAGUAUUCGAGCGGCGCGAGGUGUGAGGUGACCCUCGAGAUGGCCGAGAUAUGCGCUCUCUUCUGCAUGAACAGGCAGUUUCAGAUGACCGGCAUCGACACCGCGUCCUGCAGAUGCUCGGAGCUCAACCAGACGAUCCAGGAAGUCUUGGGCUACGACAGCUUUAACUGCCAGAUUAUUGUGCCGCUGCUGUCAGGUUUUGUGGGCAUGCUCACGAUCGCUGUGAUUCUGCUGAGCUUUUACGUCUCGAGGCUGAAGCGUAGGCCGCGCAUAAAGAAGCGCUUCGUCGUCAACAAGACCGGCAUCACACCCUUGACCUCGAGGCCCUCGCCCGGCACCGAUAGCCAACAGUGCGAGAUUACCAUCGAGAACUGCUGCAACAUGAACAUCUGCGAAACACCGUGCUUCGAGCCAAAAUUGCGCGCGUCCAGCAACGGUCGAAACGUCACCGGUGGCAGCAACGGCACGAAAAAAGAGGAAAAGAGCAAUUUGCUGGACCACAUGGAGGUUGGCCCCGGACACGGCUGCUAGCAUCGACUAACGACGGCUUCCGAUGCAUCUCUGGCUGCCAACGUGAUACUGCUCACCGUAUACGACUACCGAACUACUUACUGCAACUGCUAUACAUACUACCAUACGUGCCACCGCAACAGAUUGCACGAUAGAGUGGCGUACGAAGAAAGGAAAAACAGUUUUUCUUGAGACUGCAAUUUUGCAAACGACGCCGAUACGCGAAUGAUGGAAGAAGAUAACUAAAACAAACAAAUCUUUGUUGAGUAUUUUUGUUGUUGAAGGUGCGAGAUAGAGCUUUUUCUCUGUCUUUGAACGAGAAGAUGGAUUUGUACACAUAUAUACAUAUAUAUUUAUACAUAUAUCGAAACCAAAGGCUUUCCGCGCGUGCUGAGAAAAUACCGAGCCUGCCUUUGACCUUUUUUUUUUUUUCUUCAUCAAGACGAUUUUCAAGCAUAUAGAUGAUAUACUUGUUCUAUGAUUCUUUUGUCCGAACCUGGAUGAAUGUGACCGUAUUAUUAUUUGGUUGGCUUUCGGACCGAAGUGUUUUAACUUCGUUUUCUCAGCGUAUGUUGAUGCAUGUUUAAGUUUUUUUUUUUUUUUUCCUUUUUUUCCUUUUUUUUCAUAGGACGCAAUUUUGUUGUUACUUUAAUACUUAAUUUGUGAUUGAACGCGAAGUGUGUAAACACUCGGCUAUUGCAACGUGGGCAGCUAAAACAAUUCACUCCCUAUUACAGGGAUCGUUGGUCACUUGUGGUUUUCAGUGAGCUGAAAUUUUUUGCUUACUCAUUUGUAUAAAUUAUAAAUUCUUUAGUUGUACUCGUAAUUGAAAAUUUUUUCAAGGAUUCCUCAAAGUUUUGAAUGAAUAAUUGACUUAAUUAGAUUUUUAAUGAGGUGUGAUACUUAAAAUACAAUUUUUACACGAGUACAAUAUAGUUACUGGGGAAACUGAAUUGUGAAACUUAAUUAUUUUUACACUCGUGAAAAUCAAAUUGUUAUGAAACUAAGGCAAUCGGUGAGGAACGAGAAUUGAAGUCAGUUAUUAAAAAAAAAAUAAAAAAAAUAAGAUAUUAAACAAUAAUCACUUUACAUGGGUUCCAAAGGCAUAGGUCGGAAGUUUUUGUAACUUUUGCCAUCCAAUGUUUUCCCAUAUUAGUUACUUAAAAGUAACGAACUAUCAGUUUUUUAAUUACAUUUUUUCCGUGAAUCCAAAAAAUAGUCCAACACACUCGUGUUCAUUUAUUAAUAUGAUUACGUCUACCACAGGACCAAAGUGACAAAGUUGCAGCUAAUAAAAGGCCAUAUUCAAGCAAGCUUUAAUUGUUAAUAAUUUAUUGUGGCGAUAAGAAAGUAGAAAAAUCACAUUUGUUCAACAAUCGAAGUGGAUUUUCUUUUUCAGUAUUUUUUGUGCUUUCUGUAAAUGAAAGCACUAAUUUUAUUGGAAUGUAAUUUUUUCGAUUCUCACCAUGUAUCAAAGAAAAACUUAACGUAUGAAAAUUUCAUUAAAUCGUUACCAUUUUUUUUCUUACUUUUAUUCAUUUAAUUGCAAAUAUUCACUUCAUUCUUAUAAAAUAUUAUGAUGAAGUAUCAGAGACAUCUCCGAUACUACUUCAUAAAAAUAGCGAAUGUUUGUUAAUGAAGAUUUUUUUUUUCGUAGAUCAAAAAUUACCAUUUUUCUAGCAGUGUUUGAUUUUUUCCUAAAGUCAUUGUUCCUAUUGCGUAAAAUCCUAUAGAUAACAUUUUUAAUGUUAUUUAUAUGAGUAGUUUUUUUUAUUCUUGAAUUGUUAUAGACUACAAAGGAGUACCAAUAAGAUGUUACAACAAAAUAUAUAGUAAAGGUGAAUGUGUGGAGCUAAUAAAUCAUUUUCUAGUGCAAAACUCUUUGAUGUCACGUGUAGUAAAAUAUAGUAGUUAUUAAGAUAAACAAAAAGAGAACUAAUAUUCUCUUAGAGGCAAAGUAAAAAUGAUAAAACAUUUCAAAAAAGUAUACAAAAUUAAGAAACUUGCAUCGAUGAAUACAAGUAUGGCCUUUAAAAUUUUAAUUACUUAAGCCAAACAACUUAAAAAAAAUUUUUUAUGCCCCUACAUUAUAUCCAAUAUAUUUU